AUGCUAUACCAAAAUUUUCCAAAACCACGACCAAUACCAUUUGCAUAUCUUACAGCACCAAUAGUUCCAAUUAAAAAACCAAAUGGUAAAAUUCGAAUUUAUGGUGACUUCAAAGUUACAGUUAAUUCUCAAAUAUUAGUUGAUCAACAUCCAAUUCCAUCAAUUGAUGAACUGCUGUCUCGACUUAAUAAUGGUGAAAAAUUUACAAAAUUCGAUUUAUCACAUGCUUAUCUUCAAAUAGAAUUAGACGAACAAAGUAAAAGUCUAGUUGUUAUUAAUACACCAUUGGGUUUAUUUCGAUACAAUCGUAUGCCAUUCGAUAUUUCAAAUGCACCUGCAAUUUUUCAAAAAAUUAUUAAUCAAGUAAUUGUUGGUAUUUCUAAUUCAAUUGCGUAUCUUGGCGAUAUAUUAAUCACUGGUAAAAAUGAAGAAGAACAUUUGCAAACGCUUGAAAUGGUUCUUAAGAGAGGGUCCACGGAACCACUUAGUAACUUUGAUAGGAGUCGGCCGCCGGUAAAAUUUUGA
This is a messenger RNA of Rotaria socialis, 525 nucleotides long. NCBI's taxonomy places the organism in Eukaryota, Metazoa, Rotifera, Eurotatoria, Philodinida, Philodinidae. The record is from the annotation of a GenBank genome assembly.